AUGGAGAACAUUCAGCUAAAUAAUAUUGAGUUCAUUUCAAAGAUAGGGCAGGGCUCCUAUGCAAGCGUAUAUCAUGCAAAAUUAAAGACUUCAGGACGUGGACUAGCCGUAAAGCUAAUUCCAUCGACAGGCAGGGGCAAGGACCUCUCUGCCCUGCGGGAGAUAAAGUACGAUACCAUCCUUCCUGACCAUUACCAUCUUGCAAAAUUGGAGGCUAAAUUCACUAAUGUACCCCAAGCAAAUGGAAGUAAGGUGCACUGCCUCGUAUAUGACCUGAUGGAAUGUGACUUAAGUUUUUUUAUUCGAUCGUAUCAGUCAAAUGGCCUUCUAAUAGAGCCCUUUCAAGUUAGGGACCUCAUGUGGCAGUUGGUACUAGCAGUAGAAGUUAUUCAUCAUCAUAAUGUCAUGCAUCGAGACCUCAAACCGGAAAACCUUUUAUUGAACUCUGUGGUUAAUCCGCGUCUGAAGAUGACGGACUUUGGUAUCGCAGGGGAAAUAGUGAGCAGCGAGGCGGGCCGUUCUUCAGAAGUGGCCGCGUUAGCAUACAGAGCGCCUGAGCUCCUUUUAGGGUGUACACAAUAUGGAGGUGAAAUUGACAUGUGGUCUGUGGGCUGUAUUUUCGCGGAGCUUAUUUCAGGGGAGCAUUUAUUCGGAAUUGUUAAUCCUGACAAUGCGUUAGAUGAAGUAUUCAAAAUAGUCGGAACACCCACAAUGGUGUCCUGGCCAGAGGCUGCGUUUCUGCCCAAGUGGCCAGGCAUUGUGGAAGAGCAUCCCGUUAAUUUUCCCGAGCAACUGCACCGAUGUGGGCCACUCGCUUUCGAUCUCCUGACAUCACUGCUCACUCCGAACCCACGAAAUCGGAUCACUGCUAUAGAGGCCAUGAACCAUGUGUAUUUUGCUCCUUGCCAUAUUGAAUUCUACAAGAGCGUGAAUUUGCCCGGAUGUCGAACAAUAAUGGAUUAA
Chondrus crispus (carragheen) is the source of this 963-nucleotide messenger RNA. RefSeq names its product Cyclin-dependent kinase B2-1, CDKB2-1. Gene Ontology annotation, molecular function: ATP binding; cyclin-dependent protein serine/threonine kinase activity. Lineage: Eukaryota; Rhodophyta; Florideophyceae; Gigartinales; Gigartinaceae. Gene Ontology annotation, biological process: protein phosphorylation. The transcript has a single exon. The record is from RefSeq and is a predicted model, not a curated record. Gene Ontology annotation, cellular component: nucleus. Bases 1 to 963 code for a protein of 320 amino acids.